AUGGCCGCCGUCUCGUCUCUCCGCUGUCCAUCGUCUCAGACCUUCAUCAUCUUCCUCUUCGUCCUUUCAGGCGGACAUGUGUCCUGUUUCCAGGUGCCCGAGGGGGGCGUGGCCUCCCUGUCCUGUCAGUACUCGGUGAAGCGAUGGGGUCUGAGCCGGGUCUGCUGGGGUCGCGGCUGCGGAACCUUCUGGUGCAGAGACGUCCUGGUGCAGACGGACGAGAGGGGCGUGGUCUCUCAGGUGGAGGACCGCUACCGGCUGAUGGGGGACAUCCUGGACGGACAGAUGGACCUGGACAUCGAGAACGUGCAGCGGACCGACAGCGGGCCGUACUGCUGCAGGGUGGACAUCCAUGGGAUCUUCAACGACAAGAAGGUGAUCAUGAACCUGAGAGUAGUGGAAGCUCCGGUUCCAACAUCUCCUGCAACCACCACAGGGACAGACCCGGUCUCCACAGUGAACUGGAGAACUCUGCUCUCGACUCAGCUGGAGCUUCUGAGGAGGAACUCCACCCGGCUGCGCUCCGGCCCUGUGGAGGACUCUCUACCCUCUCUCUCUCUUCACAUUAAUGUGACCGUGCUCUCUCUCUCCCUCACCGUGCUGUUGACCUUGGCCUCAGUCUUCCUCUUCCUGGCCUUCAGACGUGGAGUUUACAGCAGUGCCUUAUCGAGCGGCUGUUUCUCCUCUGAAGAACCUCCUCACAUCAUUUAUGAGAUCCGCAUGAGACGUCCGGUCCAGGAGAACAUCUACACUCUGGACUAG
Molecule: messenger RNA, 762 nt
Organism: Pleuronectes platessa (European plaice)
Lineage: Eukaryota; Metazoa; Chordata; Actinopteri; Pleuronectiformes; Pleuronectidae
Gene: timd4
Product: T cell immunoglobulin and mucin domain containing 4
Exons: 8
Coding region: 1-762 (253 amino acids)
Source: RefSeq, a predicted model, not a curated record